GGUCCGUUCGCGAACGUGCUCCGCUGGCUCAGUCCGCCCGCCGCUGCGUCCCGGGGCGCAAGUAGGCUUCUUGGCCGCCCUGUGGGCCGGGGUGCGGAGCCGACAUGCGCCCGCUGCUCGGCCUCCUUCUCGUCUUCGCCAGCUGCACCUUCGCCCUGUACUUGCUAUCGACGCGACUGCCCCGCGGGCGGAGACUGGGCUCCACCGAGGAGGCUGGAGGCAGGUCACUGUGGUUCCCCUCUGACCUGGCAGAGCUGCGGGAGCUCUCUGAGGUCCUUCGAGAAUACCGGAAGGAGCACCAGGGCUACGUGUUCCUGCUCUUCUGCAGCGCCUACCUCUACAAACAGGGCUUUGCCAUCCCUGGCUCCAGCUUCCUGAAUGUUUUGGCUGGUGCCUUGUUUGGGCCAUGGCUGGGGCUUCUGCUGUGCUGUGUGUUGACCUCAGUGGGUGCCACAUGCUGCUACCUGCUCUCCAGUGUUUUUGGCAAACAGCUGGUGGUGUCCUACUUUCCUGAUAAAGUGGCCCUGCUGCAGAGAAAGGUGGAGGAGAACAGAAACAGCUUGUUUUUUUUCUUACUGUUUUUGAGACUUUUCCCCAUGACACCAAACUGGUUCUUGAACCUCUCGGCCCCGAUUCUCAACAUUCCCAUCGUGCAGUUCUUCUUCUCAGUUCUUAUCGGUUUGAUCCCAUACAAUUUCAUCUGUGUGCAGACAGGCUCCAUCCUGUCAACCCUAAGCUCUCUGGAUGCUCUUUUCUCCUGGGACACUGUCUUUAAGCUGUUGGCUAUUGCCAUGGUGGCAUUAAUUCCUGGAACACUCAUUAAAAAAUUUAGUCAGAAACAUCUGCAAUUGAAUGAAACAAGCAUUGCUGAUCAUAUGCAUAGUAGAAAAGACACGUGAUCUGUAUUUUCUGUUUGCCACGUCUCUCUGGACUCAGUUGCUUGUUUGUGUAAUGGGUGUGGUCCUCUAAAGCCCUUCGUUGUUUUUAAUUGCCUUCAGUAGGUGACGUGGACACUGCAUCGACGUGUGGUGUCUGGUCAUAAAGGACACUCUGCUCUUGAAGGUGUAUUAUAUCAACUUUUCAAACCAGGCCUGGUGUAGCAGACACUACAAAUGGAUGCCUCCUAGAAAAUGCUGUUUGUGGCCGGGCACGGAGGCUGAUGCCUGUAAUCCCAGCACUCUGGGAGGCCGAGGCAGGAGAAUCGCGUGAACCUGGGUGGUGGAGGUUGUAGUGAGCUGAGAUGGCGCCACUGCACUCCAAUCUGGGUGAUAGGGCGAGACUCCAUUUCAACAACAAAAGCAAAAAAAAAAAGAAAGAAAAUGCUGUUUGUAUUUUGUGGUCUAACAAGAGCUCGGGAUAGCCUGUUAUGUUUUCCUCAUGCCAGCCCCUGAGCUGCGUUGGGAGAAGAUGCUGAUUGUCCUUGUCCAGAAUACCUCUUUUGCAGAGUGACAGGCUGCUGUGACAGAUGCCCUCCUCUUGCAUCUUUGUGGAUGUUUAGUUCCAACGAUGACAUGGGAACCCACAUCACUGACGUUGCUCUUCAUCUUGUUAGUCUCUUGAAGAGUGUUUCUUUUGUACUCUCUUGCUGAUGACCUACCUCUUCAUACGCCAAGUGAAACAAGCUGACAAACUACCUAAGACUUCCAUGUAUUGCUCGCAUACAUGAUUUCUGUAAUGCUUGUGUUCAGUCACUGAUGUUACCAUGUAUGUCACACCUCCUCAUGGUUGCAUGUCCUGACCAUUAAACUGAUUGCAAGCAGACUAUUAAAUAUGAAUGGAGUUAUGGAUA
Molecule: messenger RNA, 1789 nt
Organism: Cebus imitator (Panamanian white-faced capuchin)
Lineage: Eukaryota; Metazoa; Chordata; Mammalia; Primates; Cebidae
Gene: TMEM41A
Product: transmembrane protein 41A
Exons: 5
Coding region: 105-899 (264 amino acids)
Source: RefSeq, a predicted model, not a curated record